Molecule: messenger RNA, 8982 nt
Organism: Drosophila gunungcola (fruit fly)
Lineage: Eukaryota; Metazoa; Arthropoda; Insecta; Diptera; Drosophilidae
Gene: 2mit
Exons: 3
Coding region: 1255-4740 (1161 amino acids)
Molecular function (GO): protein binding
Source: RefSeq, a predicted model, not a curated record
AUAAAGUUCUGGAGAUUUCACUAGCAUCCCGGAUUAAGUAUUUCGUGGCCCACUCAUUUCCGCCAGCAGAAUGUAUAUGUGUGUGUAUGUGUGUGGAUUUGAGUGUGCAUAAUGUGUGUGUGCCCAGAAUCUGCUCAUUUCCGCUCGCCUGCCAAAAACAGGUAAAAGCUAGCUCGUAAAGCUCACGGUGAAAAAUCCAUUUGCAGUGCAUCAGUGCCCGGGAAAAACCUUUAAGCAAACAGCAGGCGAAGUGAAUUAACCAUAAACAAAACCCCCCAAAAGCAAACCAAGCAAGGCAAAAGCGCAAUUUAAACGUCUCUGCAUAUUAAUCAGAACGUGAAACGUGAACAGGAUCAAGUCCUAGACAACUUAUCACCGAGGAUUUACGCAGACAGACGCAGGACGCGAAUGCGAAAGCGAGUGUAUAGCAAAAGGCGUCGCUAAUCAACGGCCAAAGCAGACGACAUUCUUCUCCACUGGCCACGCCCACCUUCCCCAAAAAACCAGCAGCUGGAGCUGGAGCAGGAGCCGCCUCAUUUGGCCACUGCGGAUUAUGUUAAUUAGAUUUUAAGCACGCGACGACAACGACGCCAGGGGAGCACUUGACAAUGUAAUGUGACAACAGUUGGCUAAAAACAACAGGACCAAAACAUCGGCAUCAGGAGUAGCAGGAAUGCUCGCUUUUUAAUUGACAUUUGCUCGAGUUGAGUUGCGUUUUGUUCAACAGCAAUUAGCAUCACGAAAGUAGCAGCAAAUAGCAAAAAAAAAAAAACAAAAACACAAAAAAAAAAACAAAGGAGCGCAAUUAAAAUUGUAAAACAAUUGCAGAACAGAACGUUAAACUGAAAAAGGGGACCCGGAAUAGAAUGAUCAAGUUGAUUUAAUUAAAAAUUCAGCAUCAGUGUGCAAUGGAAUUCGAGCAGGCAGCUUGAGCAAUGGCCGCCGGACCGGAAACGCAGCCAUUGCCCUCGGGCAGCAUCCGCCUCUGACUGCCGCCGACACUUGUCACAUGUUUGGCCAAAAAGGCGCGCACGUGACGCCCCAACGAACCCGGUGAGCGAACGGAUGAACUUGGAGGAAAUGAACGAGCCAGCACCAGCACCAGCGCCAGCAGCCAUAUUCAAAAUUGAACGUUAAACGUUCGCACGUACCGAGCAUAAAUUCCAAGUGAAAUAAUAGGCAGAAAAAAAAAAAACAAACACUCACCCCGUAGACCUUCCAAUUUAAAGCGGGAACAGGAAAGCGAGGCGUAAAAUGGUGAAAAUCGUGAACCGACACUGUGAUCUAGGCCUGGCCCUGCUCCUGGCCUGGAUAUGGCUAACCAGGCUGCUGGUGGCCGGCCAGCUCGCGGUCGAGGCGGAGUUGCCCUCCUCAUCCCGCCAGGCCGCCGAGCGGGAGGAGCAGCAGUUGUCCCUGCAGGAUGUGGGGGGUCUCAGCUACCAGAGCAUCCACCGAAUGCUGAGGGACGAGAACGAACCGGCCAGCUUUCGCGGGGAGCUGCGUUACCAACAGAAACGCCACAAAAGGGAGCUGGAGCUAAACGCUCCGGCCAACAAGCUCAAUCUCACCCACCGCGACUUGAGAUCAUUCAACGGCAGUGGUGGUCAGUGGAGGGGCGACUUCCAGGUGAUCACCGCCAUGGAUCUGAGCAGCAAUCAAUUGAGCACUCUUAGUUUGGACAACUUCAGCCAGCUGAGGCAGUUGGAUGUGAGCAAUAAUUCCCUGGAGCUUGUACCGCUGAGUUUGACCGAUAACAAUAGCUCACUUUCCCUCGUAACACUCGAUCUUUCCUGCAAUCGAUUCACAAAAAUUUCCACAAGAUUCUUUGCCCAGCACCUGCCUCAACUGAAAAAUCUCAACUUGGCUCACAAUCAACUGCUAAACAUUUCCCGGGAAUCCUUCUACAAUCUACUUGAGCUGCAAACCUUGAUUCUUAGUCACAACCACAUCUCGGAUAUCGACUACGAGACCUUUUUGGCUCUUCCGAAUCUGCAACAUUUGGAUUUAUCCUACAACCGCUUGAGUGGCUCUGCCAUUCGAGCUCUGCAGGGAAUACCGGACCUAGUCAGCCUUUCCAUCGCUUACAAUCCGGAAGUGGGUGUUGCGAUGCAGGAGUUCGUCGCCUCCUGGAGUCUCAAGGAGUUGGAUGCCAGCGGCACUGGACUCUGCCAAGUACCAGCGGCUCUGGCGCAAUCGGUCAGGACCCUCAAGAUGUCGGACAACUGGCUCAAGGCCAUCAACUGCGGCGACAUGGACAGCUAUCCGCUGCUGCAGUACCUGGACCUCUCGCACUCGCGCAUCGCCCAAGUGGAGGACGAUGCCCUGGGGCGAUUGGAGCUCCUCGAAUCCCUUUUCCUGGAUCACAAUCUGCUUAUGCGAGUGCCAAGCAGCCUGCCACCGUCGCUGGAACACCUGUUCCUGCAGCACAAUCAGAUAAUGGAGCUUCCGCCGCAGGCUUUUGUGGGCCUGGUCAAUCUGCAGACCCUGGACUUAUCCGGCAAUCGUUUGAUCUUUCUGCCGGCCCUGUCGCUGCCCAAGCUGCUCACCCUGAAUCUGCAAUCGUCCGGCGUGGAGAGUGUUAGUCAGUCGAUAGUGCACACACUGCCGCAGUUGAGGGAUCUUUUGCUGGAGGACAAUCCCAUCAAGUGCAGCGAUUUGCUGGGCAUUGCCGAGUGGGCCAGUCCUUGCAGGUCAGUGGAUGUGGGUCAGUCGAUUGGAAGGAGUGCCAGUGGGCAGGUGGACCUGAAGGCGGAGUAUCUGCAGUUCCACGACUUUUACGAGAACUUCAGCAGCCGUGAGUGCGGCGAAAGGAAACCGGAAAACGACACAAUGCCGCCCUCUUGCAGCAUUGCAAGUGCAAUGGCAACAACGCCGAAAACUAUGUCAAAAGUUAAAAAGUCAAAGGGAGCUGACUCGGCAGCAACAUCAGCAAAAAAAGCAGCAGCAGCAGCAGCAGCAGCAGCAGCGGCACAUACACCAGAAACACAGGCAGCAGCAACAGCAGGGACAACUACGGCAGCAACAUCAGCAAGCCCAACAGCAAGACCAGCCGACACACCAGCAACACCAACAUACCCAAUAGCAGCAAUGCAAUCAGCCGGCAACAACGUUGCCCAGUUAACCACAAAAACUUUGCGGCCAACAGAAACAACUUCGUUAGAGCCGGUGCAGCAGCAGCGGCAACAAAUGCCUGGCAUUCCGGCCAAAACAACAGCAAUGCCGGCAAAGAACCUGCCAAGUUUGGCCCAGACAAAGGCAACAACAGCGGUUCACAUUUUGGCAACGCCAGCAGCGGCAACAGCAACAACACCAAUAAAUUCCAACAAGCCAACAACCGGGCCAGCGAACAUUAGCGGUGCUACAAAAACAGCAGCAACGGCAGCAACGGCAGCAACGGCAGCAACAUCAGCUACAGAAAUUGCCGAAGCAGCAGCAACAGCAGCAAUUGAAGUGCCACAAACAAUUUUGGAUGGUAAAAAAUCUGUCAAAAUGCCAGAGGAUAAAAACCAGGAGACUCUAUUAAAAUACCCAACCAGCGACACAUCCGGUCAAGUAGCAACACCGCAGCAUAAACAUGCAACAUUGCAGCUGCAUGUUAAGGAUCGCCAUCUAAUUGGCACACCGCUGCUGAUGCACAAGGGCGAUGUCCUUUUGGUGGAUGCCGAGCAGUUGUUGCUGCCGGGCACGGCCACCGUGGCGGAUGCGAAUGCGGAUGCGGAAACGGAAGUCUUGGACGCGGGCCAACAUGUGCUGGCUGAGCAGGAAAGACACCAGUCAGCGGCUGAUAAGCGACAAGCGGAAGCUAUAAACGGCGACACAAAGUCGCCGCCAAAAAGCCACAAAAAGAAGCCAUCGCUGAGCAUCAAGAAGAUGACCUACAGUACCAAACAUGCGGCAAAAACAGCAGUGGCAGAAGUAUCAGUCACAGCGAAGUCGACGCAGCACCAGCACAGCAGUGUCAACACACCCAAAGAGGCCUCCCCCGAGGAACUGAGCACCUUUGCCCAGCUGAAAGCCUACGUGGAACUGAAAAGCGAAUCGAAACCGGAACAUCUGAUGGACCAGCGAGAGGAAAACAUGCACACUCUGACAGGAAAUCAUCCGGGCGUUAUGUUGCUGGUGGCCUGCGUGUUGUUUAUCGUGCUGCUGGCCGGAUUGGCCCACGUCUAUCGCUGUGAACUGCCCUGGCAGAGGAGCAAUCGCUCCGGACAGUUGCGACCGCAUCAUCAGCGGCAUUUAAACGAAACGGACGAUGUGCAUAGCUUCCUGCACUAUCAGGGAUCCGUGAAUUCCGCGGGAGAUCCCGCCCGCCUGCAAAAGUGGCACCACAGCACCCGGAGAGAAGCUCCCUACAGUUCCCCGCUGCACAAUUUGCAGGCUCGCGAGCUGCAACAGCAACGCUGCCAGCAAUUCUACAGCUCCUCGCUGGCGGACAGGAGCUCCACCACCGCCUCCACCUCAUCCUCUUCGGGCAGCAGUCGCAGCAGCUUGCACUCGCCCAGCAGAGAUGACAGCUACUACAUAGAGAUGGCGCCCAGUAGUCCGCCCGCCACCCUUCCCAGUUUGCCAAUGGAGCUGCUGGGCAGCCGGAGCAACGGAGGAAUCGGUUGUCGGGCGGAUCGAGUGGCUGCCACCGAUCUGGGCGGCACGACGGCAGCGGUUCCCUCACCGGCGGCAUCCAUUAGGUCUGUGAGCAGCAGACUGAUGGCCCCCAGUUCGCGCAGGCUGGGCAUCUGGUGACAAACAGUCUUCGGCCAGCGACAAUAUGCGCCCUUUCAGUAGAGUAAUAAAGUAAGUGCGUCGGGGUCCCUACCGACAAUCGUUCAGCUGCCAACCAAAUCAAAUGAGUCAAAGAGAUCAGGCUAAAGACAAAGUAUAGAAAACAUCAUCACAUUUUUACUUGCCAAAAAGUUUAACAAUUUAGAGAUUUUUCUAAAUGAAGCUCUCAAAAAUUUUGAAAAUAUACAUAUGGAUUACUAAUAUUUUAUUGAUUGUGAAUACAAUAAUCACUUUUUUUAAUUAAUAACAGAGAUGUUAUCAGAUUCCAGGCUAUUUUUUCAUGUCGUCUAUAUAUAAUCAAAAUUGCAAUAGAUUAAAAAUAAAACUCACAAGAGAACAAAACUGGGUACACAAUUGCAAAAAGGAAAUAUAAAUGCCAGCCCCAGUAUAAAAUAUAUAUUAUUUUGACUUGGCUUCUAGCUUGAUUUAUGAUGCCUCAGUGCCCACACGUUGCAAGCCUCUUAGCGAUUCGGUUAGCAGCAACAAUUUGUCAUAAAUUCAUGUUACGUAUACGCCGCAUGUAACCGGGCAACGGCGGCAAGGCGGCAAGGCGACGAGCGUAGACAAGCGGCCAAGCCAAAUAGCCAACGCCAGCAAAGUUUUACGAGCCAUCCGAAGUCGAUGUCCAUCUUGUGGUUGUAUUUGGGUCAGUUUACUGGCCAAGAGCACCGUGUGCGGGCCAGUUAACUUUAUAUAAGUGCCUGUCCGUUUGCCAAGAUUAAGUGUUUUGAUAGUCAUGCAUAUAAAAAUGAAAUAUCGAUCAAGUAUUAAAUAACAAUUUAGUUUAUGACAGCCCCAAUUCAGUAAUCAGAAGUUGUGGCCGCAGAUGCUGAGCCAGGCGGAUAAAUCGAAGGAAAUUGGUUGAGAGCUAAUUCAAUAUAGGAGUUCAUUCUGAACAGGGAAGUAAUUUAGACUUUUUAGUAUCGUAUACAUUCUUGCUAAGAAAUCUUGAUAAGAAAAUGAUCAACUUUUUUAAUAUAUUUUCACCGAAGAAAAGAAAACACUUUUGCAACUAACUAGAAGGAUUUAAUAUUGAAUGAUUACAGAAGAUCAACUUUUUUAUAAGGUUCUCUGUGUGAGUCACAUUCAAAAGCCCAACUUUCAAGCCUUCUCGGGCUUGCCUUUAUUAUCCUUUAAGCCUUUCUGUUCCCCCAUGUUUGAUGCUUGACUAGAUCUUAACCUACUUUGCCAGCUGCUUCAGAUUCCAGAGUUUAAAUUGCAAUCUAAUUAAACUUUCGCUUCUGUCCACCCACCCUCUGAAUGUAAGAAGUGUUUGCUAUCUGCGCUGGCAUCUAGCAUUCUUCACCCCAUUCGAAGAUGCUGGGGCGGCAGGACCAAAACACCCUCCUUCAGAAUCAGCCCGCACUUAACCUCAUUUUACAAAUUGACCAACACAACAUAUGGUGUAAAUCCAGCCCAAUGGCCAGACAUCUAAUCCGCCACGCCAAAAGUGAAAUGUUGUAAAACUAUUUGGGGGCUAUACGUACAUGUAUCUAACGGACAUCAAAAUAAUGUGGCAGCAAAUCAAAUUACAAGACACACGGCUGGCUCUUUGAGGGUGGAUAAUGGUUAGGGGAAUGGCCAAAGCAACGGCGUUCGCACAUAGAACACAACAAUUACAUUAAGACACGAUAAAAAGUUGUGCAACAAUCUAGCGACCCCAACCACUGAACUAAACCCAACUACGCCGAGCUGAAGAUGCCUCCCCUGAAGGACGAACCACAGUCAUUGCACAGCUUUUUCAACUUUUUGUGGCUUUGUAAUUCGAAUACAAGAAGAAGGCGCGUGCUCUCGAGCAGCGACAGCAACAGGAAACAGUCGGAGAAAGUGAAACAGAGAGCUAGAUUCGGGUUAGAAUGCACUCAGAGAAAUAAUUAGGUCUUAUGGACUUGAAAAGGGUGCAUUUAAGAACACCUUUUAAUUUAAAGUCUUUGGGAUUAUACAUUUUCUAAAAUAAAAGGUUGUUUCAAGAAAUUCUAUACCUAUUUCUUACAAAUUUAAUUUGUAUUGGCUUGAAAUGUAAAGUUUUAAAUGAUUACUACUAUAGGCUAUUUUUUCUAACCAAAAAUGUAGUUUCAAGUUGGUACUCACAUUUUCAUUAACUUGUAUUUGCUUGAAACAUAAAGAUUUAAGUUUAUACUUCUUUAUCAUAAAAUCAACAAAAUUCAAUUAACUAUAUGAUGUCUGUUUAGUGAGAGAACAAAGAGAAACCGAACGAUUUACUUAAUGUAAACAUUUCUUUAACCAAUUUUGUGCAAGUGCAGAUAUAUAACAUUUUGCGGGGCAGGGGCUUGGGAGGCGUUCAAGCAGAGUCCGCUUAAGCAAUUCAGAAGGAUUUAUUUUCGGCCACAAAAGCGAAAUGCCCGACAAAGCGCUCCGAACAACAAUUAAAGUAAUGCUGACCAACAACCCACGCCCGAUUGGGUGGGAUUAGAGGGCAGGCGAGGCGGGAGGUCCUUCUUCUUGUGUCCAGUCGAGUGGCGUCCGAUGCCAGGACGCACAAAAUCUUAAUUAAGGAACUUCCAAGUGGGCAAGUGGCAAGUGUCGAACGGCAGUGGGAGGCAUUUUUUGAGAGCUUCGCAGGGAAACCUUUUUAUUUCUGGCCUGUCAGCACAGCACAAAAUUCGCCUACAAAGGAAACCCUACGGCACAGUGGGUGUGCGGGGCUUGAGUGACCCAGAGUCCGGUCGGACUUGGUGCUGGAGCAUUGUCAAAUUUAAUGAAGGUUUCCUUUCGGACUUUUUGCUUAUGACACUGGCCAGCUGGCCAAGAUUUAGGGAGUUUUCCAGCCCGACGCGGCGCAUUUGAGGCACAGCACUGAAACUGAAAUGAGUUAAUUCGAUAUUUGACACUUUCGGAGCUCGCAUUCCACACAAUCUCGGUGUGUGAUGGGAUCCAGACCCAGGGCUCAGGGAUCGGGGCUUUGUCUCCCUGCGCAGUUAAUAAAGUUGGUCCGGAGCAGAACGUAAUUAUUUGCCUGCUAAAUGGCUUUUGGACGACAUUUCGGGGCCCUAAAUGGGGGCGAUUUAGAAAAUUAUGUGAAAAUAAGUUGCCUUUUGUUUGGCCAUUGGCCAUUGGCCGUUGCCUGUUGGCAGUUGGCGGUUGUUGGGAUCGUAAAUAACGUUCAUAAUUGGGCAGCCUCGAAAAGUUGUCGGCAGAAGGGAAAAGUGAAAAGGCAAACAGAACUCGAAAUAAACAUCUCGGCCGUAUGGAUAGCAAACAAUAAUUAAACUUAAUUGCGCUGUACAUUGAAACGUCAAACUGUAAAUUAUAGUUAUUAACAUUUACUUGUAGCGAAGUUUACUUGAACUAACAUUUUAAUUCAGAAUAUUGCAUGUACAAUUUCCAUAGAAUAUGUAUGGUAUUUAAAGUUUACCAAAACAAAAAGAUUGAAAGUAAAAUAGAACAAAUUCGAGUAACGUUAAUAUUUGCAUUUAAUUUGUCGAGAAUCAAAGUAAAAUGCGAUAAAAACCCACAAUAACAACAAAAACUAAUUGCCAAAUAUUUGACGUACAGUUUGUAGCGUUAGCCAUUAAAACCUUUAUGUGUACGGUUACAGAUACAUAUACAAACAGAAACAAAGAAAUGACAAAAAAUGAGAUACACAUUCUAGCGUAAAGCCGAGCAAAUAAUUAUUAAACAAAUACUUCUAUUUACAAAAACACAACAAAUAUUUAGUUAAGCCAAAAUGACGCGCAGCAUUUUAAUUAAACAACGGAAAAUCGAGAGCUCUCAAAAACAGAAGCGAAUUGCAAAAAUUGCAAUAAGUAAAGGUAAACAAUAGUUACAGCAUAAUUUCCAAUGUGUAUUUGUAAAUAGACAACUAAAACCGAUUGUGAAAAUAUAGAAAAAAAACUGGGCAGACCAGCGAGCAAAAAAAGAGUAUUCGAAGUAGAGGAGAAGUUCCAUAUAUAAACAUAUAUAUUUAUGUUAGAUUUAGUGCUGCCAAAAUCGUAGCGUAAAGGGUUGAUAAAGCAAAAUAAAGUAUGUAUGUAUGAAAAUUAAAAAUAACACUAGUGUUAAGUGAAAUGUAUUAUUGAUAUAGUAAAUAUUUAUAGCAAUUAAAAGUGUAAAAUAACAUGCAAAAAUUUUAUGAAAUCUUCUUGAAAACCCACACAAUUUUAAUGCAAGCGAAAACCCGAAAAAAGUGAAAAUAAUAAAAUUGAGAAAUUUAAUUUGAAGAGUAAAAUCCCCAUGGCAUCA